AGCGAAAAAGUUACCACUCGGCACGUUGCCAACAUGCGGGGAGGAACUUUGCCGGCUGCCCGGCCAGCCGGCGUGGUCAACGGUCAGCCUGCCGAACACGCGCGGGGGCCAGGCCAGGCGGAUAAUCCUACGUGCGCCGACGAUGGACGCGUGCGCGCACGAGUACACGACCGCACGAGCGCGCGCGGACACCGGCGGCCGGAGCAGCCAAAGGCAGGCCGACCGCCCAUCGGCCGCGACGCGACGCGGACCACGCCCCGGCCCCCGCAUCGUGCCGUCGGGCGUCGCUGCCGCCGCGACCCACUCUCCCCAGCUCCAGCUCGUCGUCGCGUCCCGGGUGUCUGGUUGGGUUGGGUUCGGCCGCGGGCGGGGCCCGCCGUGUCAGGGGCAGUUAGCGGCGGUUGGGCGCCCCGCGCCCGCUACCUCGGCUGCUUAUUAUGCCGCCGCCCGCCUCGGGGAGAGGGAGACCAACCGCUGCUUGGGCUCCGCUCCUCGCGAACUCCUCCUCCUCCACGUCGUCGUCUCCUCCGCGUCGUCUUCGCGCGCCUCGAAAGAGAAAAAGAAUUAGCUGGCUUGAAGAUUAUGGCGUCUCUUACUCCAGGGAUACUAUUAAAGGUUCUCAAAAAUAUUAACUCCGAUGUGAAAGUAUGUGGAGAAUACCGGUCCAUUCUUCUCCAAGUUAUUAGCAUAGUCCCUGCAAUUACUGGUUUGGAGCUUUGGCCAGAUCAUGGUUUCUUCAUCAAAGUUUCAGAUUCGUCGCACUCGACAUAUGUUUCUUUGUCUAAGGAAGACAACGAACUCAUCUUGUCAAACAAACUACAACUUGGACAGUUUAUAUAUGUUGAGAAGGUUCAGUCAAGUAUUCCUGUUCCAGUUCUUGUUGGGGUCCGACCAGUUCCUGGAAGGAACCCUUGCAUUGGAAACCCAAAGGAUCUGAUGCAAAUGUCAACUCCCUCUGGGGUUAUGGAAGCACUGGAUCAUCAAAGAAAGACUUCCAAUUCAGCUGAUCUGUCUGAAAGUGAAAAAGAAAAUUUUCAGAGGAAGGUAGUUAUUAAAGAGCAGAAGUCGGUUGUUGCUUCCCGUUACAUGCUUGGGGUAUCAAGCAACAAUGGCAAAAUUACCAAUCUGAACUCCAGCAUUGAUAGUGACAAAAGUAAUGGAGGAAGUAGCAUAUGUGAAUCAAAUCAAAAGUCUGUUGCCCCAAAAGUCAGACAAGAGGCAAAACCUCAGGAACGGCCAAAUACUACAUCUCCUAGUCAGGCUAAGUUGGUACCCACAAAGCAAGAAAUUAACAAAGACACACGCAAGAAUAGUGGCACUUCACCUAGUCCAAAUGGUGCUGCUGUAGUGAAGAAGCAAAUGCCAAAGGAGAGGAAAAAGGAAUCUGCAGCUGAAAGAAGAUCACCGCCAAAGCUUUAUAGGAGUUCACCAAUGCCAGCUAGCGCUUCACCACCAAAGCUCAGUUUGUCAGCAAAGCAGAAUGGAAAUUCUGGUCCAAUCCCUUCUGUAUCUAGUGUUAAACGAAGAGUUACUGAAACUAUCUCCUGGGACUCCCUCCCGACAAGCCUAAUCAAGUCUGGAAAGGCUGUUGUCAGGAGGAAGAAUAUUGCUCUUAUAGUAGCAGCUGAGGCUCAAAGGGAGGCUGCAGCAGCGGCAUAUCUUGUAAAAGGCCUUGGAAUUUUCGCUGAGAUAAGGGAAUCUUCUGAAGUGGAUCCACAUGCUGCGAUCACCAAGUUUUUUCAGCUCAACCGGCUUAUCGUUCAGCAGAGUGCUGUCUGGAAAGCUUACUCCCCAGAGCCUGGCAAAGAAUCUCGAGCAGAGAAGGAAAAGCCGUCAAGGAAAGUUUCUGCAUCUCAUAACAAAGCUGCUCCAUGCAACACAGCAAAGAAUUCCGACGAUGCUCAGGCAGGUGAAAAGGUGGAAUGGGCCCGAGAGGAUGGCUUCAAGGAGAUCUGCAGGUCAUGGGUUGCUCUGAAAAAGGAAUCGCAGUCUUGGUUCCUGAGCUUAUUGGAAGAUGCUCUUGAGUCAGGAUUCAAGUUGGAGGAUCAAACCAAGAACACCCGGGAACGCGUGCGGGGACAAUCCAAGGGUGCGGAUGGGAGGAUCGCGGCUCGGCUGUCGCAGCUCAAGGAAACAAGCAACUGGCUCGAUCAGUUGCAGGACGAGGCGGAUGGUUUGGUCGAAACCAUUGAGCAGCUGAAGCAGAAGGUCUACAAGUGCUUGCUUGGAACAGUUGAAACCGCGGCAUCAGCGCUGGAAGGAAGGUAGGACACGAGAAAAAUGGUGGUGAAGAAGGAGGUUUAAGUUAUUGUAGCUGUACAGUACAACAUGAACGUAGGUUGGCGAAGAACCGAAGAUGGGAGAGGUGUAAAUAGUCGGCCGGGUUGCUGAUUUUAAUUUAUGAAUUACUGUAAUUCUUUUGACAUUUCCCGAUGUUGCGUGUGGAAUGUCGCAUUGAUGUCUCGAUCUUCAUUCAAAUACAGUGUUCGUCACGAAUGGUUGGAUCUUUGCAUUCUGCA
Messenger RNA from Panicum virgatum (switchgrass), 2519 nucleotides. RefSeq lists its product as uncharacterized. The transcript is spliced from 5 exons. Lineage: Eukaryota; Viridiplantae; Streptophyta; Magnoliopsida; Poales; Poaceae. Bases 34 to 2268 code for a protein of 744 amino acids. The record is from RefSeq and is a predicted model, not a curated record.